ACCUUGAUCCAGUCAGCUGAUCCUGGAUCAGACUACAGGAUAGACCGGGCCCUGAACGAAGCCUGUGAGUCUGUUAUCCAGACGGCCUGCAAACACAUCCGCAGCGGGGACCCCAUGAUCCUGUCUUGUCUGAUGGAGCACCUGUAUACAGAGAAGAUGGUGGAGGACUGUGAACGCAGACUACUGGAGCUACAGUACUUCAUCUCUAGAGACUGGAAACUGGACCCCAUCCUGUAUAAGAAGUGCCAGGGUGACGCUGCCCGGCUGUGCCACACCCACGGCUGGAAUGAGACCAGCGAGCUGAUGCCACCUGGUACCGUGUUCUCGUGUCUCUAUCGCCAUGCCUACCGCACCGAGGAGCAGGGACGACGGCUGUCUCGUGACUGUAAGGUAGAGGUACAGAGGAUCCUCCACCAGAGGGCGCUAGAUGUGAAACUAGACCCUGAUCUCCAGAAGCGCUGUUUGACUGACCUGGGGAAGUGGUGUAGUGACAAGACUGGCACGGGACAGGUAGGUAACACACACACCACACACACACACCACACACACACACACACCACACACACUCUUUGACUGACCUGGGGAAGUGGUGUAGUGACAAGACUGGCACGGGACAGGUAGGU
Messenger RNA from Oncorhynchus nerka (sockeye salmon), 623 nucleotides. Its product is annotated as Golgi apparatus protein 1-like. Gene Ontology annotation, cellular component: Golgi membrane. The transcript is spliced from 4 exons. Gene Ontology annotation, molecular function: fibroblast growth factor binding. The annotation marks the transcript as partial. The record is from RefSeq and is a predicted model, not a curated record. NCBI's taxonomy places the organism in Eukaryota, Metazoa, Chordata, Actinopteri, Salmoniformes, Salmonidae.